Messenger RNA from Aspergillus pseudonomiae, 2001 nucleotides. Its product is annotated as 3-deoxy-7-phosphoheptulonate synthase class II. The record is from RefSeq and is a predicted model, not a curated record. Gene Ontology annotation, biological process: aromatic amino acid biosynthetic process. The coding region runs from base 269 to 1681 and encodes 470 amino acids. NCBI's taxonomy places the organism in Eukaryota, Fungi, Ascomycota, Eurotiomycetes, Eurotiales, Aspergillaceae. Gene Ontology annotation, molecular function: 3-deoxy-7-phosphoheptulonate synthase activity. The transcript has 5 exons.
GCGAAUAACCGGCAGUUUUUUCUUUUCUUUUUUGUUUGCCAAAUGGUGGUGUAACAAACCUCUGUCAAGUUGAAGGUCAUCUGGCAACCUACGUCGCUCAAUUCGUUGGUUUUUCUACGGAGGAUCCGUCUAAACCACCUUUCUCGUAGCCAUCGAAUCAUCAGGUAGCCGUCGAUCCUGAGACUCCACAUCAUGGACCCUUGGACUCCAAGCUGUGCGUCCCCCGGCUAUGCCCUUUUCCCCGCCAUAUAGCGUAUAGCCGCCCUGGAUGCUGACAUUGGAAUCCCCACCAGCCUGGGCUUCGAAACCCAUCAAGCAGGAUGUCCCGUACAAUGAUGCUACAGGUGUUCAAGCCGCUCUGGACAAGUUACAGAAAUUGCCUCCGUUGGUCACUACGCAAGAGAUCACCAACUUGAAGAAGAACUUGAAAAAUGUGGCACUGGGAAAGGCCUUCGUACUCCAAGGAGGAGAUUGUGCGGAGCUGUUUGACUACUGCAAUCAAGACAUGAUUGAGGCUAAAGUUAAGCUGCUUUUGCAGAUGAGCUUGGUUUUAAUUUGGGGUGCCAAUAAGCCCGUCGUCCGUAUUGCGCGGAUAGCAGGGCAAUUUGCCAAGCCGCGGUCGAGUCCGAUGGAAGUUGUCAACGGCGUUGAGAUGCCCUCUUUCCGUGGAGACAACAUCAAUGGCUUCGAGGCCACGCCGGAAUCCCGCAAGCCAGACCCAUCACGGCUGGUCUCCGCAUACUUCCACUCUGCCGCCACACUCAACUACCUGCGCGCAUCGCUAACCUCUGGUCUGGCCGAUCUACACUCCCCACUGGACUGGGGACUCGGCCAUGUCAUCACCCCGACCAUCAAGGAGAAAUACGAGCGCAUCGUCAACCGGGUCAAGGACGCCCUGCGGUUCAUGCAGACCGUGGGGAUCGACACCGACCGCGGUGUAGAAACCGUCGACAUCUACACAAGUCACGAAGGUCUCCUACUCGAAUACGAGCAGAGUCUAACCCGCCUGUCGAAAAACCCCGCCAUUGAAACCACCCACCCUGCACAAGCCGCCGGGGCAACCGCGCCCCCGCAAAGCUACUUUGCGACAUCCGCCCACUUCCUCUGGAUCGGCGACCGCACCCGCCAACUCGACGGCGCGCACAUCGAGUUCUUCCGCGGCAUCGCCAACCCCAUCGGCAUCAAGAUCGGGCCCAGCAUGACCCCAGACGAGCUCGUGCGCAUCCUCGACGUCGUGAACCCCAGUCGCGAGAUCGGCAAGGUGACUCUGAUCUCCCGUUACGGUGCGCAGAAGAUCGCCCAGCAUCUGCCCAGCCACAUCGCCGCCGUCCAGGCCUCCGGCCACCUGCCCGUCUGGCAGUGCGAUCCCAUGCACGGCAACACGCAGUCUACGCCCUCCGGCGUCAAGACUCGCCAUUUCACCGACAUUCUCUCCGAGCUGCGCCAAGCUUUGGAAAUCCACAAGGCGGCCGGCUCGUUCCUUGGUGGCAUGCAUCUUGAGCUGACUGGCGAGGCGGUCACGGAGUGCGUUGGUGGUGCCGGCGGUUUGACCGAGGAGAACUUGAGUGAGCGGUACACGACGUUCUGUGAUCCCCGGUUGAAUGAGAAGCAGGCGUUAGAGUUGGCGUUCUUGGUGGCUGGAUUCUACCGCGAGAUGGACGAAGAGACGAAUUCAAUCUAACGAGGAAAUGUGCAUACCAUAUCUCGGGGGUUUUUUCUUUCUUCCUUCCCUUUUUACCUUUUCUUCAUCUACUUGGAAUAUAAAAGCAUGAAAGCGUGAUAUGAUGACGAGCGAAAUACAAAAGUGUCGUACAGUGGGACCCAAGAAUAUACUCACUAUAGUGAACCAAACAAUAUUGGACAUGAAAUUUAAGAAACCCCGCAAAAUAGCCCUUAUCGAUAAACCCACGCAGAUACUGGUUGAGCUCCGAAGCCAUUGCAUCCCGGUAACAUUGUUCAGGAAAUCGAACCAACGCCGGCGACAUCAGAUGCUUGAAAUUA